This is a messenger RNA of Phragmites australis (common reed), 2381 nucleotides long. RefSeq names its product type I inositol polyphosphate 5-phosphatase 4-like. The record is from RefSeq and is a predicted model, not a curated record. Bases 377 to 2131 code for a protein of 584 amino acids. Gene Ontology annotation, biological process: phosphatidylinositol dephosphorylation. Gene Ontology annotation, molecular function: inositol-polyphosphate 5-phosphatase activity; phosphatidylinositol-4,5-bisphosphate 5-phosphatase activity; phosphatidylinositol-3,4,5-trisphosphate 5-phosphatase activity. The transcript has 11 exons. NCBI's taxonomy places the organism in Eukaryota, Viridiplantae, Streptophyta, Magnoliopsida, Poales, Poaceae.
CUGCCAUUUGGCUCGGCUCCUCCUUUCUCCCUUUGCUUCAGAGGCCAGCCAUUCCAGUCCAGCCGAGCAGCCGGCCGGCCUGAGGACCCUGCCUUCUCUUCCUUCGUCCUCCCAAUAACAAAGUCCUUGCCUGCCCAAACAACUCUUGCAGCCUUCUUCCUCCUCUCCUCUCCCCUUACCUUUCCAUCAAAUCGCAAUCCUUGCGCACAGAAAGACAAACAGUGCCCUGCUUGUCUCUACCUCUCCUGCCUCCAGCAGCCUACCUUAGCCUCACCUGGCCGUCUCUUGCCCUGGGAAGAUAGAGUUCAGGAGCAGAGUACUGAAGAGCCAUUGCUUGGCCUGGCUGCAUGAGUGCUCUGCUCCUCCCUGAGGAACAAUGAAAGAUGGCGGCAGCAGCAGCAAGAAGAGCAAGCUGUCGUGGUCCAAGAGCCUGGUGAGGAAGUGGUUCAACAUCAGGGGCAAGUCCCACGACUUCCAUGCCGAUGGUGCAGCUGGAACUGGGAGGUCAGGAGGAGGAGGGGAUGAUGAGUGGAUGGACGGCAGCUUCACCAGGAGGGAGUCCUGUACGUCCAAGAAGAGCAAGACAGAGAGGGCGCCGAGGAGGAGCCACGAGCGGUCGCGGCGCAGCAAGAUCGACCUCGACGCCGCCGAGGCCACCGUCACGCUGGACUACAGGGUCUUUGCUGCUACGUGGAAUGUAGGUGGCCGCGCGCCGCCGGGCUCCCUCAGCCUCGACGACUGGCUCCGCACCUCGCCGCCAGCCGAUAUCUACAUCCUCGGGUUCCAAGAAAUCGUCCCGUUGAACGCCGGCAACGUCCUCGGCGCCGAGGAUAACGGCCCGGCGAGGAAGUGGGUGUCGCUGGUUAGGCGGACACUGAACAGCCUGCCUGGUAGCGGCGGCGGCGGCGGCAGCGGGAGCCUGCGGACGCCGUCACCGGCGCCGUUCCCGGUUGCAGAGAUGGACGCCGACUUUGAGCGGUCGAGGCAGAACAACCCCUCCUUCUUCCACCGGCGGUCGUUCCAGGCCGGGCUCAGCCGGAGCCUGCGGGCGGACGGCGACAUCCUCGCGGGCGCCGGCCAGCCGAGGCUGGAGCGCCGGUACAGCGUCAACGACCGCGUCAUGUACGGCAGCAGGCCCAGCGACUACGAGGCCAACUGCCAGUGGGGCGGCGGCCCGUCGGACGACGAAUGCGACGACGCCGGCGGGUCGCCGAGCACGGUGUUUUCGCCGAUGUCGUACGUGUACGGCAACGCGCCAUCCAUGGAAGAAUGCAAUGGAUCAGCUCGUGGUCAGGCUAGGUACUGCCUGGUCGCAAGCAAGCAGAUGGUUGGAUUGUUCCUGAUGAUUUGGGCUCGGAGAGAGAUGAAGAGUGACAUAAGAAAUCUGAAGGUGUCCUGUGUCGGGAGGGGAUUGAUGGGCUAUCUUGGAAAUAAGGGUUCAAUUUCAGUCAGCAUGUUAUUGCACCAAACAAGCUUUUGCUUCGUUUGCAGUCAUCUGACAUCAGGGCAGAAGGACGGCGACGAGCACCGUAGGAACUCCGAUGUAAUGGAAAUCCUGAGGAAGACCAGGUUCCCAAGGGUUUAUGGACAGUGCGAGAGAACACCAGAAACUAUCUUGGAGCAUGAUCGAAUAAUCUGGCUUGGGGAUCUCAAUUAUCGGAUCGCACUUUCAUAUCGAUCAGUGAAGGCGCUUGUGGAGAUGCGUAACUGGAAAGCAUUGCUGGAGAAAGAUCAGCUGAGGCACGAGCAAAGAGGCGGCCGUGUAUUUCCUGGAUGGAAUGAGGGUAGGAUAUACUUCCCACCAACCUACAAAUACUCGAACAAUUCCGACAAAUACGCAGGAGAUGGCAUGAACCAGAAGGAGAAGAAGAGAACUCCAGCAUGGUGUGACCGCAUUUUAUGGUACGGGAGGGGCCUUAGCCAACUAUCGUAUGUUCGAGGAGAGUCUCGCUUCUCAGACCACAGACCUGUCUACAGCAUGUUCAGUGCAGAAGUAGAAUCAAUCAAUCACAGCAGAAUUCAGAAGAUGAAUUCUUGGAGCUCGCAAUUGGACAUAGAAGAGUUACUACCCUAUUCAUAUGGGUAUACUGACAUCAAUCCUUAUGGAUAUACUGACCUCAAUUUCUAUUGAAAUGGAUAAAGAAACUACAACUUGAGAAUGAGUCUUCAGUCUAUAAACAAUUCAUGGGAGGAUGUUGCUCCAAUCCUGAACUGAAAUGCCUCUAGUUGUUGGGAGGACAAAUCUUCGCCAACAACAGAGGACAGUGCUAAUAGGCAUGAAGGACUAAUCUGAACUAAGUUUCGCUCUCAAUUAAUUGGUGAGCUGCAUUCGCUUCUCAUGUUUAUAAGAGCAUAGUAUGUGGGCACUUAACCUGAGUAAA